Phalaenopsis equestris is the source of this 1158-nucleotide messenger RNA. RefSeq names its product probable carboxylesterase 2. Gene Ontology annotation, molecular function: hydrolase activity. Bases 58 to 1032 code for a protein of 324 amino acids. Lineage: Eukaryota; Viridiplantae; Streptophyta; Magnoliopsida; Asparagales; Orchidaceae. The record is from RefSeq and is a predicted model, not a curated record. The transcript has a single exon.
AUUACCACCCCCCAAUCCCCUGAAAUCCAAUCCUCCUCCCAAACUUUCCGCGCCACCAUGAACUCCUCCACCACCUCCUCCUCCUCCUCUCCCAACACUGACACCCACGACAUCAUGUUCGAAUUCCCCGGCGCCAUCCGCCUUUACCGGAGCGGUCGCGUGGAGCGACUAUUCCACGACGAGCUCGUUCCCCCUUCCGCCGAUCCAGUAACAUGCGUCCAAUCCAAAGACGUCACCAUUAACCCCACCACCGGCCUCUCCGCUCGCCUCUACCUCCCACUAUCCGCCAUCACAAUCCCCAAGAAGCUCCCUAUCGUUAUCUCCAUCCACGGCGGCGGCUUCUGCCUCGUGCACUCUUCCUCUUCCAUCUACCAUAACUACAUGAACUCCCUCACCGCUAAAGCCGGCGUUCUCUCUGUCUCAAUAAAUUACCGCCUCGCACCGGAGAACCCUCUCCCCGCCGCUUACGACGACUGCUGGGAGGUGUUGCUGUGGGUUUUCGCCGCCAUCGAUCCGUGGAUGUCGAAAUUGGGCGACUUGGAGAAAAUAUUCAUAUCCGGCGAAAGCUCGGGCGCGAACAUAGUGCAUAACAUGGGAAUGAGGCUUGGGAGGGAGAGAAAGAAGGUGGAGGGGCUGGUGAUGGUGUUUCCCCUGUUUUGGGGGAAGGAUAGAAUUGGAGACGAAGGGGCGGAGAGCGGUAAGGAGAGAUUCCUGAAAGCGGAGAAUAUCGAUCAGCUGUGGCCGUUUGCGUGUCCGGAGACAACGGGGCUUGACGACCCGCGGAUCAAUCCGGUGGCGGAGGGUGCGCCGAGCCUGGCGACUUUGGGCUGCCGGCGAGUGUUUGUGGGUGUUGCGGAGCGGGAUUUGUUGAGGGAUAGGGGGAGGCUUUACUAUGAGAAGCUGAAGGAGAGCGGGUGGGAAGGGGAGGCGGAGUUUUUGGAGUUGGAGGAUGAAGAUCAUGGUUUUAAGCCUGGGAGCUUGAAGGCAGUGGAGCUCAUGGAUCGGAUUGUCAACUUCUUCAAUGACUUGUAAUUCUGCUCUCUCUACAGAGUCUUUUCAGUUGUUAAGACAAUAAUAUCAUUGGCGCCAGAGCUAUUUGUGUUCUUCAUGUUAUAUUCUAAUUUUGCUGGGUUGAAGUAAAUUUUUGAUCUUUAUGUA